Molecule: messenger RNA, 9737 nt
Organism: Opisthorchis viverrini
Lineage: Eukaryota; Metazoa; Platyhelminthes; Trematoda; Opisthorchiida; Opisthorchiidae
Exons: 13
Coding region: 75-9218 (3047 amino acids)
Biological process (GO): regulation of transcription by RNA polymerase II
Cellular component (GO): nucleus
Molecular function (GO): mRNA binding
Source: RefSeq, a predicted model, not a curated record
CAGACCGUUGCACUGUUCUGAUGCGCGUCUUGUGAGACUGCCGACUGUCCAAGUGUGACCAGAUUCCUCUCGCCAUGCGAGUGACGCGAUACCUCUGGAUUAGCAAUCUUCCUCCCCACACAACGGAAAGUAGCAUAAAGGAUGUUCUACAAAGUCACGGGAAAAUUCAGAAUGUUCGAAUCCACCCCGAUGGAUUAUCUUACGGUGCAGUCGUCGCCUUCGUAGAUACUCAGUCAGCAACGCGAGCCAUUCAGAGCACUGUUAGACUGAAUAAAGUCAGCCUUGCUCUACAGUACUGUGAGUCAUCGGGCAUUCCCGGGCGCAGUUCACAAGACCCUUUGAAUACUUCGACGGGGUCAUCCAAAACCACUGGUAGCCAUCGUCUUUCUGAUUCCAACCAAAUGGGUGAAUGUACAGAGCCCAACGCUCCCAGCACUGCCUACUCUUGCCGAUAUCUGACUGAUCAGCGUGGUCUGCUGAUACGGCGGCUAUCCUUACGCUCAUCCGACACUAAUCUGCGGGAAGGCCUUUUCCACGAAUUCAAGAAGCAUGGCAAGAUAACUUCGGUCAUUAUACGUGGGCAGGCUGAAGAGCGCUAUUGCAUACUGACGUUCAAACGAAGUGAAGAUGCUGCGCGUGCCCUAGAGGCGUCUCGUGGGAAAGUCUUUUUUGGGACAGCAAUCUCAGUGUCCUUGCACGACGGCAUUGAGUCUGAAGAUCCCGACCUUUGUCCACCUGAACAUGCUCUUGAUGAAUACCAUCCGAAGGCAACGAAGACUUUGUUCGUCGGAAAUUUAUGUUCCAGUACUAUUACACAGGAAGAACUCAAAAAUACCUUUCGAGGAUAUGGUGAGAUAAUAGAAAUCGAUAUAAAAAUCCAAGCCAGUCAACCCGGCACGUCGUACGCAUUUGUACAGUUCAAUGAUAUUAAGAGUGUCGUCCGUGCACUGUCAGACCAGGAUUCUAUCAGGGUUGGAAACAAAGUGGUUAAGCUGGGUUUCGGCAAAAGUCAACCUACGAAUGUUGUUUGGCUUGACAACCUUCCUGCUGUAACGGAAGCCUUUUUGGCUCGUCAGUUCGGUCGUUACGGGCACCUGACUCACGUCGUUUUGGAUCGAAAAUCUUCUCGGGCCCUACUUUACUUCGAUACCGUUGAAAUGGCACAACGUGCGCUGAAUGAAACCCGCAACAGAGCCAUUGUGGGACGCAGAGUUCAAGUGGACUUCGCUGGAUAUGAAUGUCAGGUCGCCUUCAUGCGACGACUGGGUAGCCAAGAGAACCUGGGUCAGGCUUAUGAUGAUUAUCGAGAACGGUUGCAAGAACUUCUCGCAUUAUGGCCUUCCUAUGGAUUGCCCUUGCUUGGGCGACAAAGAUACCUUACGGAGAUGGCGAAAGAUAACCACGAUAGCGAAAGUGAUGAUUAUGGAGCACCCUGUCACCGUCGAUCCACUAAGCGUGCGUCAUCUAAAAAACAUUCGGGAACAGAUCACCUAACGAACAGAGUGGGUUUAUUAGAUCCCCCUCGUGACCGAGCAUACCACAAAGGUAUGAGUUCGGCUACGAGUUCUAGCUCUGUUGGCAGGCGAAGUAAUACGCUAGUCAAAGAAUUCGCACUUGAAACUCCCCUCUCUCCUAUCUCCAACCGAUUUGGCUCCAAAAAGUCUCGACACCACAUGGAUCAAUCACUGGCCAACAAGGUACUGGAUGACAGUGAAACUUCCCGAAGGUACCUAUUGUCCCAUGCACCUUCUCCGUAUCGAGAUUCAAACUGGCGCACGCAUCGAUCCUCAGAACUGGCUGCUAGGGUCAAUCACACGAGCUCAAGGCGCAAUCCCGUACACUCGGAGGUUCGUGUAAACAGCCACUAUCUAGACGAAACAGAUAUCGUUAGCAGCGAUUCACUUUCUCCAGAUGAUGGGACGGAUAAUUUGCCGCUGAGAGGUGGUUCAAGCGCCUCUCAACGGUUAUCUACAUGUAAAAGCGUCAUUCUCCGUUCCUCUGGAACACGACGUUCGUUGGUCCGUUCCGACCAUUUACGCGUUAAUCGAUCACACAGACGUAAUUCACCCUCUUUUGAAAGUCUGUCCAACUCUCUGAAACAUCUUGAUGACCCUGAUAGUGGUUCAUCCAGUCCUGUCAAUGUUCACCCGCGAGGUCUUUCUCGUCACCGGCAAACAACUUCAUCCUCCUCUUCACCCCCGCGACCUUUUCUUCGUGCCGGUGUCGCUGCUAUUCGGCACCGUAGUCGUGAAGACGGUAAAGGCAGCACUUCGAGAGUUGUGUUCCCCUCACAACGGUGUGCGCGUUCUCAAGCCACAGAUCCCUACGCCUCAGCAGCUAACUCGUUUGCUGAUAGGGACUUCCUGAACACUUCGGGGAGUAAACAUACUGCAAUCGGUGAUCAUUCCACGCUCACAGGUUCGAAACAAUCUCCUGGUCGGAAUACGCGCGUGAAUUCCGGUGAUGAGAGUGGGGCUAGUCGGUUAGCGAAGUUCUGUCAACUGGCAGACAGUGCUGACGAGUCCCAUGAUACAUUAACGAAGCUCGAGCAAGAACGCGCGAAGCUUCUUCGUGAGUUGUCGUUAUUGAAUAACGAAGUAGUGGUUGGAACCAAACCAAAGCUAGCAGUCUUUCCCAACAGAAAACGGGAUGCGGACGAUGCAUUUGCAACCAACGUUCAAACAUCAAAGUUAAGGCGCACAGAGUCCUCUAAAGGGGACAGUGAAUCCACAUCCGAAGAGCUUCAACCCCUCUCCUCGUCGGAUGGUGGACUUGCUUCUCGAAUCUUGGAUCAGUAUGUUCACGCUCCCCCAAGCGCACUAGUGACGCCUGUAUCCGAUGUCGCGGCUGGUAAUAGCUUGAAACCCAAGGUUCCUGCUGUUCGUGUCGGCCAUCGUGACACAUCUGAAUCUACCGAACUUGCUUCUCUGACGGGCGCAGAACGAACAUCACCGUUUUCAGAAAGCGGUCGGUGUGACAUUGCUGAGGUUCAUGCUGCUACUCACGACCAAACUGAUUCCCUCAAACCGUCGAAUUCGCUUUCCACAACAGAUGGUUUUUCACAGUCACUCGUAACGUCAUCACCGAGGUUGAUUAUGCCCCCCAAACCAACUUCACCAUUGACCUGCUUGUCUCCUCCAGGAUCUCCUUUAGCUAUCGACAAAAUGCCGCUGCUGAAUUUUGACAGCGAAAAAACUCGCGCAAUGGUUCCAUGGACUUUAGAACUUCCACAACCGCCGGACAUGAAACCAAUUUCUGUUUCGUGUAAUGCGUCAAGUUAUAGUAAUCGUGACCCACGGUUGGUCGCACACGUUACUCAAGUCGAUGGAGACAUCCCACCUCCGCCUCCCCCACCACUUCCACCCCCACCACCACCUCCGCCACCAGAGAACUUGAAGAUUCCACUUUGGGUUGAUACAUCAGGUCGGCCGGAUCUAAGCAUACUUCCUGUGCCAUCACGAACGGAAGCCACUAAAACCGUCUCAAUGGAGCCUGUCAUUAAUGAUUCCGAACGCGACGCUUCGGUAUGCUCUCUAGAUGAACGCAUUCGGCUUCUGGAUGCUCAGUUGAUGAAAUCGGGAAAGGUUCGCCCAGCUGUCGACUACAGCAAGUUCCGGAUUCGACGCAAAGCAGAACCAAAUUUAGCCACCUCUGAUCGUCCCACCACAUCAAGCAGUUCAUCUGGAUAUGGUAAUUCAACGCCCAGUUCGCAUAAUACAGCAGUUCCAGAGGUUACAGGUUCACCUGCUGGCUUCGCUGCUUACUCUGACCGUGGACAUUUUUAUGACGGCUCAAUACCUGCGCUUCCUGGGAUGUGCACGGGUGUUAAUUCCGUGUCACCGCUUGAUAAUCUGCAAACUUCACCUUUAAUACGGCCCGCCGAUACGUCGGAGUUCGUCAAGAGCAUGCUAUCUUCCAAGCCGUCGCCCUCAGUACCAGUUGUCGAUCAACCAAGUGGUCCCACUCUAGACUCUUCCACAUGUUUGCGAACUGCACACAAUCGCUAUGCUGCUGUAACAAUAUCGAACCCAUCACCUUUGAAGUCGGUGACAGAUGCAAUUGGAAGUGCAUCAGUGGCCUCCACUUCCCCAUGUCUAGCCAACCGUCAUUUCAAUGCAUCCUCCGCUUGUCAAUAUCUACCACCUUCCGGUGCUAUAGGACACAAUCUACCCGUCGGCACUCAACCAGUUGGGGUUGCCACCCGUUUACCGCUGAUUUCUCAAGUGGUCGAAGGGUCCUCGCAUGCUGUUGAUACGGAAAUUGCUCCGCCUUUGAAGUCAAUUUUGAAAAAUGACCUUACUUCUCCUGGUUGCCCUGCAAUUGGAUUAGAGGCAGCCAACAAAUCUAUUCCAACCGAACUCAGACCAUCAGUGUACCUGAAUAUUCCGGAUGUGAAGGAAGCAAGAGACGAAAGAUCCACUGGUCUAUCAUUAACUAAGACUGCAGUUCAUCAGACAAAUUCCAUCAAGUCAGAGGUCCCUAAUUCUACCUCUUCUCCACGUUUUUCUCACUGUGAAAGUCAGAAGUUGGUUUUGUCAGCUAAAACCAAGACCGCCUCGACUUCCAAGCAAGCAACAAGCACAGCACCACCAAGAUCCAGUAAGACUGAUGUUGUGCGACCAACACUGGAUGAUUCGAUUUUCAGAACGUCGUUCACGAAGACAGAGCGCAAAAAGGAGAAGCUGAAACGUGCGCGACAGGCAGAUGCAACUGCUAAGGUUAUUCCCAAACCCGGAAACAGUGGAACUCGUAACCAACCCCAGAUUUCGAAUGGUUCACCACGUGUGGUUGCGACUCACACCGAGAACAUGCAGCCAUCUUUUGCUGAGGGGAAGAAUAGCCGACAAGAACGUACCCUAUUUAUCGAGAAACGUGUUGGGCGAGUUCAGUCCAAUCAUCAUAAAGCGGCCAAAGUCCUGGGAGACAAGCCUGUUCCCGCCAAACGUGUUCCAAACGCCAAUGUAAGCGUUAAGUCGGCAUCCGUUCACACGAAGAAAUCUGGUAUUGAACAGAGAGGGCGACCUACGGAUAGUGAUGGCUCCGAUUGGGAACGCGGAUCCUGUUCAUUAGAGAAAGCCGGUUCUGUUGUCUUUGGAGAAGCUGAAACGGGUUAUGAAUCCAUGUAUGAUAAAAUUAAGCGCCGAGCGAGUAAAGGGACAGGUGGCAGAGUCGUGACUAAAUCUAAUAAGAAACGUGAUUCAUCCAGAAAUUCCGUCUCAGUACUUGAAUCGGUGAACGAUUCAGAUACGGAUGAGUGUCUGAGUGACACAUCAUUUUCCGAAGUCAAGCCAAAACCAGCGCGUGUCCACCGAAGACAGAAAAAAACUCCCACGUGCCAAAAGAAAGGACAGAAAAAACGGGUUGAUGACAACUUGGAAAACCCACUUAGUAACAGCAAUAGAGGUGGCAAACCACAGUCUCGAGGCACCCUCAAUCUACAGGAUUCUGUGGGACGCAGAGGCAGUGGGCGUGGUCGCGUUAAACGCGUUGCUAAACCAACACACCAUAACUCCCCGAGCCCCGAUUUCCCUAGCUCCAGUUCACUACCCCCAAAACGUCGGAGGUGUAUUGUAGAGAAUCAGUCCGGCUGUAAUAGUAGUCUCUUCAAAUCGGCUGAUUCUCAGCCCACAAAACACAAAACAAAGCCCGAGCUAUCCUCUGUUUCUGAAAGGCAACCACGUAGCUUGGUCCGUCGAGUUUUCGCUUCAUCAGAUUCGGAUUCUUCUUUUUCUUCCUCGAACUCUGAAUCAGAAGGCCGUUCCAAGUCGAAAACCGUCCUCAAGUCCGUCGUUCCUCCGCUCACACCGUCUCCUGCAUCUCGUUCAUCCGAUAGUCCUCCGAUUAGUGGGUCCUGUAGCCCGGAUGACUUGGGGGCUGACGCCGCCGUACGACACACAUUCAGUGCUUUUCUUUCACCAGCUUCCCACAAUUCUGAGGAGAAAAAAGUGGAAGUUAGUUCGCGAUCAGUGGAAAAUGUUAAUAGAAGUACUGUAACCCGUGUCUCGGACGUCACGAAUCCGACGUCAUCCACUUUGCCCUUGACAGACACCGGUUCAAGCGCCAAUCAGACGGGAUCUCUUAACAGCAAACGAGAUCCUUCUGAAUGGAAUAUUUUCACUUCCCUGACAAAUCACUCCACGCCCAAGCGGGAGCUGCCAUCUGGUAUUACUACUUCAAUGGCAGUUUCCGUAGGUUCGAUAGACGACUCAUCUCAUAAACAAACACUUGAAUCUGAUGACGAGCUUCCGUCUCUUGAGAAGCAUGAUGAGGAUGAUUCGGCUAGGCUCUGUAGCGAUUCCAUUGAGUUGAAUGACAACGAUAGUUUACUGGGGCAUGCCAAUGGUAGGUCGACUGAUGAUGAUCUCCCCCCUCCCGUCGUAUCGGCGCUGGAUGACCCCUCACCUCCGCGCAUCUAUUCGGAAGACCACCAAAACAGCGUGCAACCGGACGUGAUAGAAGAGGUGAUUUAUGACUCUAUGGAAGUCCACGUAUCGCCCAGUGAGCAGCAGACUAGUUUAUCAAGACCUCAAUCUCUGGAGAAGCGUGGUUCCUCCCCACCUCUGCCUGUAAUCUCUACUCGGAGUGAACCUAAAGCCACCGCAAUCAUGACUCCAUUGAGCCAGUGUGACAUGGAUGUCGUUGUUAGUUCCACAACCAGCAGCUCGUUAACCCAACCUCUCUCCGAUUCCCAGUUGUCUGCUUCAAGCUCCAUCGCAAGUAUAGCUCCUCUUGCUCCAUUGAGCUUACAUUCGUCCGUCUUCACCCCCAUUACUAUGUUGACUUCAGCGUCACAGCCAGAUGAAAUGCCAACCGUCGGUCAGUCUGUUCUGGUCACUGUGCCUAGAGCCACACCGGGAGUAACUUUCUCCUCACAAGGGCUUACUUUGGUACCAACUUCGUGUCCAGCGCCACAAAUCGCGACCCCAGCAACCCCUAGACACGUUACUCUUAUCCUUCCCGCUACAUCAGUUUCUUUGAAUACAUCUGUGUUGUCUAUCCAGAAUCCCGUUACCACCACGGUCUACACUACUCCGACGCUGGUUUACAACACUACAAUAAGUAACUCGCCGGUUUGUGUACUGCCCACUCCAAACACUGUGGCUAGUGUCUACAUAAAACGAGGAGAUCAAGACUUAUCGACCGGUGUUGGUACCAACAAUACAUCGGUAAACACUAAAGCUGUUGAGCUAACUUCUUCAGGCUCGAUAGUCAUACCUACUCCUUUGGAACAAAGUGCCUAUGCGGGCGUUUCUGGUAAUACAAUCCUUGAUCCGUCUGACUAUACAUCUUAUGUACAACGUGUCAUAGAACGCGUGAAACAAGAAAAAGAUGAGGAGUCUAUGCAACAACGUGAAAAGAGCAAGCGAUCUAAAAAGAUACCUCCUGCAGUCAUUUCGGUUCCACCAACUUGUUCAAGCUCGGUUUCUUUUCACCCAACCCUAACUACAGUUGCACUGACUCCUUGCGUCGCAGUGUCCCCUAUUACACCACUUCUACCCAUUGCACCAAUGCCCGUGACGUCGAAACUAUCAUCAAUAUCUCAAUCUUCAGAUGGCGGUGGAACUAUUUCAGCCGCACGCAAGGCUCCUGACCCUAAGAUAAUUAUAAAGCCCGAUCCCGCUGAAGUUCCACUAACCAGUGUGAAUUGUGAACCUCGGUCCGCUAACAUGACGAAUGAGCAGGAGGCAUGCGUGCGACUGAAGAUGGAUGCUAGUGAACAGAACAAUCAAGACGACCAAACUUCUAGCACCGUAGAUGAAGUAAUCGAUGCAGUUGUCAGUGGUCAUUUUGAUGAGUCCGACUACCUUCAAAAGCUGGCUGUUGGAACUCUUGACCAGCCAUUGCUCCAGCGUCAUCCUGUUAUCUCCUCUUCUGGGCAAUUGGUCAGCCUGUCUUCUCUGCAUGCCGUCGGCGAACAGUCCAGUGCGCUCGUCAAUUCCAUUGAUGUGGUUGUAUCGAAAUCCCCCUUGUUGUGUUCCGACAGAACGGUUAAAUCCCCACUGGCUAACGGGAACCUGAUGACGCCAGAUGUCCUCGCAUCAACAACCCCACCUAGGGUCUUUACCCCAAUGCAUGUACUGACGCUUGUUGCUACUGGUGGAUCGUCAAUCAACCAAAACGGAUCGGACUCCACUGCCAUAUCCCCCGGUCUGAUAAGUCAGACAUCCAAUCUUCCUGGGAUUUCUGUUUCCAGUCAGUCAGUAAACCAUGCCACUACACAAUCUCUUGCUUCGGCAAUCAGCUCGUCAUCAGCCUCGGAGACCUUGGCUCCACCAAGUUCAUCCAGCCAUCGAAUAGACCACUUGGCGGCACAGUUUGCUAAUUACCCUCUGACGAAGUAUUUUUAUUCUUUGUUGGCCCAACAGCAAAUGGAAACGUCACCAAAUUCACUUUCAUCUGAGCCCACCACAGUUAGUCAAGCCGAAAGUUCUGUUUCGACUGGUGCUCUUCACAGCACACUGAAAAGCCUAACAGUACCCCCCAGCUCCAAUUCAAAUGAUACGUCGGAAUUUUUCGCUGCAGUUGCAACAAUGGCCGCAAUGGCAUCACCACCCAGGACAGGUAUAUCUGGAUCAUCUGAAACUUCAAUUGUGAAUACAACGCGGACAGACCUGCCGGCUGCGCACUCAUUUUCUGUUCAUCCCUGGUCUUCGGGUUCUUCGGAAACUCAGGAUUACCCGAUCGGAUGGCGUGGUCGCUUGUCCUUGAAGAACGAAGAAGUUUUUGUUCAUAUGCAUUAUCUUUCUGGUAAUCAAGGUUUAUUGAAAGACUGUAUGGGCGUUAUAUCAGAGCAGAAUUCGUCUCCCUCUGAACAGGACGUGUCCACUUUACCAUUGCUGAGAAUCGUCCAAAGAAUGCGCUUAGACCCUUCCCAACUGGACGGAGUACAGCGUAAAUUGCGUCAAGUGAAUGAUUUCUGUAUGUGUUUAACACUGGCUGCAGCGUCACCGAUGACCCCCGAGUCCUCAGCUGUGGGAGAAACGAUACGCAUGAAUCAAGUACUUUGCGACAACUUCAUCAAGUACAUGGUCGACAAAUGCGCAGCUGGAAUAGUAAAUGUUUGUAAUCCUUUCACAAACCAGAACCUCUAUGUGAUACACAUAUUCCCACCAUGCGACUUUGCUCGUUGUCAGUUGGAAGGAAUUUCGCCCGCUCUACACCGCCAGUUAACCCAAACAGCUACACCUUAUCUGUUGGUUGUAAUUACAACCGUGUGACCUAUGCAUUUAUUCCCGAUAUUUGCGCCGUUUACGAAUAUCAUGAGCUCCCCGAUACAUAUGGCUGUUUUAUGGAGUGCGACUCUCCCUGCUACAGACUGUUUCAUAACCUCAGGUUCAGAUCUGUCGGUUUAGCACCUUCAGAAUGCACUGUCAGUCGAAUUUGUUGAUACUUUUACGAACCGUAAUUCGAUCCUGAUGACAUGGGUCUGUUUUAACAUGAGUGCUGGUGCAUGUCACGGCAUUUCUGGUCGUUAUUCAUAGGUAUAAGUUCUUAUUACCGCUUACUGUUGCAUACAUGUGAUACGAUCUGUCGAGGCUACUGGGCUGUGAUUAUUUUUUAAUACAUGAAAACUACUGUGCCUUGUGUAUAUAGCACGGAAAGUUCCCGCGUUUUUUCGACUGUACAAUUGAGCUUUGUUUUAUCUAUACCCUGUACAUACUCGUUUAAUGCCGAUACUUGUUAAUGUCUCCCCUAACCGUAUGUGUACAUAUUUGAAUAGCCGGACUAGUCAGGUU